UUGAUGACCAAGCACCCUGGGAAGCGUCUGGGCUGUGGUCCGGAGGGGGAGCGAGACAUCAGGGACCACGGGUUCUUCCGCUAUAUGGACUGGGACAAAGUGGAGAACAAGGAAGUACAACCGCCAUUCAAACCCAAAGCUUGCGGGCGCGAGGCAGAGAACUUUGAUCGUUUCUUCACCCGCCACCCCCCAGUCCUGACCCCCCCAGACCAGGAGGUCAUCAUGAACCUGGACCAGGAAGAGUUCCAGGGGUUCUCCUUCGUUAACCCAGAGUACCCCUCUGUUACUGAGGAGGAGGCUGCAGAGAGCUAGGACACACACACUCCUCAACCAUCACACACACACACUCCUUAACCAACACACACACACACACACACUCCUUAACCAACACACACACACACACUCCUUAA
Messenger RNA from Oncorhynchus mykiss (rainbow trout), 410 nucleotides. The record is from RefSeq and is a predicted model, not a curated record. Lineage: Eukaryota; Metazoa; Chordata; Actinopteri; Salmoniformes; Salmonidae.